This is a messenger RNA of Callithrix jacchus (white-tufted-ear marmoset), 13891 nucleotides long. RefSeq names its product COMM domain containing 10 (gene COMMD10). The record is from RefSeq and is a predicted model, not a curated record. Lineage: Eukaryota; Metazoa; Chordata; Mammalia; Primates; Cebidae.
AGACUCCUACAGAGGCCCCUGCGCGGCUUGGACCUUCCGGCUUUCCGUCCGCCGCGGUCGCCAUUGGCUGGGCUUGGCGCAGCUGACAGACGGCGGCAGUGCAAGAAAGCUGUGAGGAUGGCGGUACCGGCGGCGCUGAUCCUACGGGAGAGCCCCAGCAUGAAGAAAGCAGUGUCACUGAUAAAUGAGAUAGAUAUAGGAAGAUUUCCACGGUUGCUUACUCGGAUUCUUCAAAAGCUUCACCUGAAGGCUGAGAGCAGUUUCAGUGAAGAAGAGGAAGAAAAACUUCAAGCAGCAUUUUCUCUGGAGAAGCAAGAUCUUCACCUAGUUCUUGAAACAAUAUCAUUUAUUUUAGAACAGGCAGUAUAUCACAAUGUGAAGCCAGCCACUUUGCAGCAGCAAUUAGAGAACAUUCACCUUAGACAAGACAAAGCUGAAGCAUUUGUCAAUACGUGGUCUACUAUGGGUCAAGAAACAGUUGAAAAGUUCAGGCAGAGAAUUCUGGCUCCCUAUAAGCUAGAGACGGUUGGAUGGCAGCUUAACCUUCAGAUGGCUCACUCUGCUCAAGCAAAACUAAAAUCUCCUCAAGCUGUAUUACAACUCGGAGUGAACAAUGAAGAUUCAAAGGAUAAUUGUAAUUCUUCACAGGCAAGCACUCUAGGGGAAGUUCACACAAGUUUUAUUUGCACCAUCUCAUGUAGAUAAAUUGAAAUACUGUGCUUCUAACGCUCACGCUCUGCUAAGGGACAGACUGCCUCCUCAAGUGGGUCUCUGACUCCCAUGCCUCUUGACUGGGAGAUACCUCCCAGCAGGGAUCGACAGACACCUCAUACAGGAGAGCUCUGGCUGGCAUCUGGUGGGUGCCUUUAUGGGACUAAGCUUCCAGAGGAAGGAACAGGCAGCAGUCUUUGCUGUUCUGCAGCCUCUGAUGGUGAUACCCAGGCUAACAAGGUCUGGAGUGGACCUCCAGCCCAGCAGACCUGCAGAAGAGGGGCCUUACUGUUAGAAGGAAGACUAACAAACAGAAAGGAUUAGCAUCAACAUCAACAUCAACAAAAAGGACGUCAAUUCAGAAACCCCAUGUGAAGGUCACAAACAUUAAAGACCAAAGGUAGAUAAGCCCAUGAAGAUGAGGAAAAAGCAGUGCAAAAAGACUGAAAAUUCUGAAAACCAGAGCGCCUCUUCUCCAAAGAAUCACAACUUCUUGCCAGCAAGGGAACAAAACUGAUGGAGAAUGAGUUUGAAAAUUGACAGAAGUAGGCUUCAGAAGAUGGAUAAUAACAAACUCCUCUGAGCUAAAAGAGCAUAUUCUAACCCAGUGCAAGGAAGCUAAGAACCUUGAAAAAAAGAUUAGAAGGGCUAACUAGAAUAACCAGUUUAGAGAAGAACAUAAAUAACCUGAUGGAGCUAAAAACAGCAUGAGAACUUCGUGAAGCAUACACAAGUAUCAAUAGCUGAAUCGAUCAAGUGGAAGAAGGAUAUCAAAGAUUGAUAAUCAACUUAAUGGAAUAAACUGUGAAGACAAGAUUAGAGAAAAAAGAAUGAAAAAGAACAAAUAAAGCCUCCAAGAAAUAUGAGACUACGUGAAAACACUAAACCUACAUUUGAUUGGUGUACCUGAAAGUGACGGGGAGAAUGGAACCAAGUUGGAAAACCCUCUUCAGGAUAUUAUCCAGGAGAACUUCCCCAACCUAGCAAGAUGGGCCAACAACUGAAAUUCAAGAAAUUGAGAGAACACCACAAAGACACUCCUUGAGAAGAGCAACCCCAGGACUUAUAAUCGUUAGAUUCACCAAGGUGGAAAUGAAGGAGAAAAUGUUAAAGGCAGUCAGAGAGAAAGGUCAGAUUACCUGCAAAGGGAAGCCCAAAAGACUAACAGCAGAUCGCUCUGCAGAAACCCUAGUGGGGGCCAGUAUUCCACAUUCUUAGAAGAAUUUUCAACCCAGAAUUUCAUAUCCAGCCAAAGUAAGCUCCAUAAGUGAAGGAGAAAUAAAAACCUUUACAGACAAGCAAAUGAUGAGGGAUUGUGUCACCACCAGGUCUGCCUUACAAGAGCUCCUGAAGGAAGCACUAAAUAUGGAAAGGAAAAACUGGUACCAGCCACUACAAAAACGUACCAAAUUGUAAAGACCAUUGACACUAUGAAGAAACUGCAUCAAGUAACAGGCAAAAUAACCAGCUAGCAUCAUGACAGGAUCAAAUUCACACAUAACAAUAUUAAUCUUAAAUGUAAAUGGGCUAAAUGUCCCAAUUAAAAGACACAGACUGGCAAAUUGGAUAGAGUCAAGACCCAUCUGUGUGCUGUAUUCAGGAGACCCAUUUCACAUGCAAAGACACACAUAGGCUCAAGAUAAAGGGAUGGAGGAAGACUUACUAAGCAAAUGGAAGGCAAAAGAAAGCAGGGGUUGCAGUUCUAGUCUCUGAUAAAACAGACUUUAAACCAACAAAGAUAAGAAAAGACAAAGAAGUGUAUUAUGUAACGGUAAAGGGAUCAAGCAACAAGAGCUAACAUAUAUGUUUAUUGCAUCACUAUUCCCAAUACAAAGGCUUGGAACUAACCCAAAUGCCCAUCAGUGAUAGACUGGAUAAAGAAAAUGUAUCAAAUAAAUAUCAUGGAAUACUGUGCAGCUAUAAAAAAGGAUGAGUUCUUGUCUUUUGCAGAGACAUGGAUGAAACUGGAAACCAUCAUUCUCAGCAAACUAACACAGGAACAGAAAAGCAAACACUGCAUGUUCUCACUCAUAAGUUGGGGUUGAACAAUGAGAACACAUGGACACAGGGAGGGGAACAUCACACACCAGCGCCUGUCAGGGUUGGGGGACUAGGGGAGGGAUAGCAUUAGGAAAAAUACCUAAAGUAGAUGAUGGGUUGAUGGUUACAGCAAACCACCAUGGCAUGUUUAUACUUAUGUAACAGACGUGCACAUUCUUCUCAGGUAUCCCAGAACUUAAAGUAUAUAUAUAUAUUUAAAAAAAAAAAACCAGAAAUGCUGUGCUUUGUUUUGUGAAUUAUGGUAUUUAAACUCAGCUGCUAGUGGUUGAUGUCCAAAAUAAGAUUUUGCUUAGUGGUAUGUCUAGAGCCUACAGAAGAAUAACCUUAAGACUGGAAAAAUAUAUCUUUCAGCCCAGCAACUUUAUAUAGUACAUAUGGUAAACUGCAUGGAAUGUUAAGGAAACCUCCAAUAUUGCCUUACCAGCUGGUAUUUUUAUAGAAAGAGGAUUUUAUUUAAUAUCUAAAUUUGGAGGGAGGUAGGAGAGGAAAGUAAAGAAAAGCUUUGGAUUAUUAAAGGAGUGGGAAAGCUAUUAUUUACACUGCUUCAGGGAUGAAAAGGAGAAAAGGAGGACUCAGAGGGAGUGAAAGAUUAUAUAAAGAAAAAUACUAUGAUGAUGCUAACUGUGUUUUGUAGGAAUAUUGAUGCUGCCUCUUUGCUUCAAAAUGUGCUACCCUGAAUUACAAGUGACCUUUAGAUUUUGAUUCUACAGAAUUAUAGGAGCUCCCUCAAAUCUGGAGCAUUUGCCCUGACUGACUAUUGCUUUGUGGUAUCUGCCCUAGGUAGGAAAUAUUUCAGUGGUUUGUCUUCAGUCCUACAGAGUUUUAGUCAGAUACUUUAGAAAACAGAGCUGAGUUCCUGUUUGAAAAGAUUUACUCACAAUGUUGUAUUGCAAAGUCAUGCCCCUAAAAGGGUAUCUUUUAGAGCCACAGCCCUGAACCAGGCUAGGAGGCAUAGAGAAGAGGAGCACAGGGCUUCUGAAUCCUGGCUAUGCAUAGAUGUAGGUUAAAAUUAAAAUAUUACUAACCUUUACUUAUCUGAGGUAGUCAGAUGUUGGAACGUGAACUCUCCAGGCUUUUUAAUAAAAUUUUUUUAAAAAGAAAAUGUUGAAAUUUCAGUGUUGCUAUUUUUACAAAAAUUUGACAUAGAAGAAUUGACUUAAUAUAAGAGGAUGUCUUUAAUAAUUUCAUGUAACAUAAACAAAUCUUUAACUUUUGCUCAUAUAGAGUGUGUAAAAUUUAAACUGCUUAAAAUAAUGGCAGCAUAGAGUAUGGAGAUUUAUAAUGUAAUUAAUACAUAUAACCCUUUCUUUUAUAUGUAUGUUAUCUUAAUAUAUAAUGAAAAUAGUAAAUAUUAAGGUUAAGGCAAAGUCAUAUAAUCUCAAUUAAUCUAACAGCUGCCUCUUGUUCCUUAUUUAUUCCAUUUUUAAAGUAGUUUACAAAUGAAAAAAUUUGUGUUAAUACCUUGGCAUUAAAUACCGGUUCUUAGAAAUCAGGAAAUUCCUAAGUUAUACUUCCUCUAGCAAUGAUAUAUCAACAUUAUUUCUAUUAGUGUAGUUAUAUUCAAUUUUCCUGUUAAGUAUAUACCUUUAAAAUGUUAUAGAAGCCAAUUUAAGCAAGUUAAUAUUAGAGUAGAAGUGUAAACUUUGGAAUUUCCUGACUUUCAACAUUUUUACUUUCCACUUUGUUUUGGUGAACUGGAUCAUGGAAUUUAAUUUACAUAGUUAGUAUAAAUAUACUUAUAUUUAAAGAGCUAGUUUUUAUUUUCAGUCAUCACAUUAUGAAUAGCUUCUUUUUAAAAAAAAUACUAAUUUUCAUCCUCUAUAAUGAGAAGUACUUAGUAUUUGAGCUCCACUUUUGAUAGCUUAAGUUUUACCUCUCCAGCUAUGAUCUAAAGUCAUUCCAAAAGUUAUGGUCUGUUCUUUGUUUUCAGUAGAGGAGUUAUAGUUUCAUUAAUUAUCCACCUUCUCCAGAUACAUUGUAGAAAUACAAAUAGAAUUGCACAUACUAACUGCAGAAGCCAAAGCAUUGGGUAUCACCUUGCUUGUUGAUCCAUGUUUUCUCCAAUUGUUUUUGGGUUUUUGUUUUGUUUUGUUUUCGUUUUUUGGAAUAAGGACAAUCAUAACACAGUAAUACAAAUUCAUUGCUUUAUUCAACAGACCUCUAUUGAAAGUUUGCCAUGUGCCGUGUACUUUUAAGAAUUGGAGAUACAGCAUUAAUCAAAGCAAAGUCCUUUUUCUCUUAGAGCAUUUAUUCUUUUUUUUUUUUUUGAGACGGAAUUUCGCUCUUGUUACCCAGGCUGUAGUGCAAUGGCGCGAUCUCGGCUCACCACAGCCUCCGCCUCCUGGGUUCAGGCAAUUCUCCUGCCUCAGCCUCCUGAGUAGCUGGGAUUACAGGCAUGCGCCACCAUGCCCAGCUAAUUUUUUGUAUUUUUAGUAGAGACGGGGUUUCACCAUGUUGACCAGGAUGGUCUCGAUCUCUUGACCUUGUGAUCCACCCGCCUCAGCCUCCCAAAGUGCUGGGAUUACAGGCGUGAGCCACUGCGCCCAGCCAGAGCAUUCAUUCUAAUAAGUGGAAAAACAAUAUUGAUUGAAUAAGUGUAUAGUCUAUCAGGUUGUGAUAAGCAGUAUGAAGAAAAAUUAAAUAGGUUAUGGAGAUGGAGACCAGUUGAGGUACUAUUUUAGACAGGGUAGUCAGGGAAGGCUUUUCUUCCUGGUAAGAUAAUAUCUAACUGGAUACCCAAAAGACAUGUACAUGUCUUAAGGAAAAACAAUACAGUAAGCAGGAACACCAGGUGCAAAGGCCCUGAGAUGGAAGUGUGUUUGCUGUAUUCCCAGGAGGAGGCUAGUGGGAAGAGAGGUUCAGAUGAUAAGGUGAGAGUAAUAAUGAGUGUGGAGGACAUGGAAUUCUGUAUUGCCUUACAGACCUUGGUAAAGACUUUGAAGGACUUUGAAUUUUCCCCAAAAAGGAUUUUGAGCAGAAAAGAUACAUGAUCUGAAUUAUCGUCUACAAGGAUCAUUAUAGCUACUGUACAGAAAACAGAUUGCAAGGGAGCAAUGAUAUAAUGGAUAGAUAAUCAAUUUGUAGGAUAACCAUUCAGUCAAGAGAUGGUAGUGGUUUACACCGGAAUGAUCAUGAUCAUGAUGGAGGUAGUGAAAGGGGAAUUCCAGAAUACUUUUAAGGUAAAGAUGGUAGGAUUUGUUUGUUAGAUAGAAAGUGUGAGAUAAAGUGAGUUAUUAGAGGUAACUCCAAAGUUUACCUGGAUAACUUGACAAUAGCGGUUUUUACAGAAGUCUUCCUGACCGUUUUUGGUUUUUCUCUAGGUAGUAGCCACUCUUACUCAAUUUUUAAUCAGAGCUAACAAUUGUCCUUUAAGUCUAUUAAUGUGUCCCAUUUUAACUUCUCUGUAAAGAAACAGUCAACUUCUUAAUGUUUAGUAGAGUUUGACACUCCUUUAAGUGAUUUAAAAAGGUAGAUUAACUUUUCUUUUAAAUAAUUGUAUCUUAUGGCAGAUAUAAUAUAGCUUGCUGACUAAGAAAUGUGGAGAACCAGUUUGCUCGGUAACAGAGCUUUUUGUGGUCUCUCAUAACUAUUUCCUUUACUUCCUGAGGGUCUUUCUAAAUGCCACAUUCAGAGUGGAAUUUUCUCACCACCUCAUUUAAAACAUUCCCCUAUUUUAUCUCUUUACCUUGUUUUAUUUGCCUCAGUUGUAUUUAUUAUAUGAUAUAUAUAUAUGUUGUUUCUUAUUUUUGUGUCUGUAUUAUCUCACUAAAAUACAGAUUUCAUAAGGGCAGUGGCUUUAAAACAACUGCUUCUGUUCAGUGGGCUGUAAUAGUAAGUUACCAUGAAUAAGUUGAACAAAUAUAUGGUUUUAAGUAGAUGUCCUUAUAUCACAUAAUGGGUGUUUCUUAAAUGGCAGCCUGAAAAGAAUAAUGGGUAUCCUUGUACAUUGCUGGUGGGAAUGAAUAUAAAAUGGGAUAGGCACUCUGGAAAACAAUAUGGCAUUUCAUAAAAAAGUUAUACAUAGAAUUACCAUAUGACCCAGCAUUGCUACUUCUGGAUGUGUACUCAAAAGAAUAGCAAGGACUCAGAUAUUUAUACACCCAUGUUUGUAGCAGCAGAAUUCACAAUAGCCAAAAGGUGGAGGCAAACCAGUUAUGCAUUGGCAGAUGCAUGGAUAAACAAAAUACGAUGUAUGCGUGCAAUGUGAUAUUCUUCAUUCUUAAAAAAGAAUGAAAUUCUGGCAUAUGCCGGAACAUGGAUGAAACUUGAAGACAUUAUGCUAAGUAAAAUAAGCCAGUCACAAAAGGACAAAUGUUGUAUGAUUUUAUUUUAUGAGUUACACAGAGUAGUCAAAUUCAUAGAGACAGAAAGUAGAAUGGUAGUUGCUAGAGGCCAGGGAGAAUAAGGAAUAGAGUUAUUGUUUAAUGGAAAAACAGCUUCAGUUAAAGAAGAUGAAAAUGUUGAGAUGGAUAGUGGUGAUGGUUGCACAACAAUAUGAAUGUACCUGAUGCCACAGAACUGUAUACUUAAAAAUGGUUAAUUUGGUAAAUUUUAUGUAUAUUGUACCACAAUUUAGAAAAAAAAAAAAAGUUCUGAGCUUGAAUCUCAUGUUGACCUUGUUGGCUUUCUGGACUUAUUCACUGUUUGUUAGUUGGUUGGUUGGUUUGCUUGUUUAUUUGCUUGCUUGUUUGUUUUUUUGAGACAGAUUCUCUCUGUCUCCCAGGCUGGAGUGCAGUGGCACCAUCUUGACUCACUGCAACCUCCAUCUACAGGGUUCAAGUGAUUCUCAUGUCUCAGCCUCCCAAGUAGCUGGAUUACAGGCAUCUACUACCAUGUCAAAAUAAUUUUUUCUAUUUUUAGUAGAGACGGGGUUUCACUGUGUUGGCCACUCGACUGGACUCAGAUUCCUGUACUCGAAUUCCUGGCUUCAAGUGAUCUGCCCACCUUGGCCUCCCAAAGUGUUGGGAUUACAGGUGUGAGCCACCAUGCCUGGCCUUUCUGCUCUAGGCUUUUACAUAGAAUCGAAUCUGAAACAUUUAAUCUAACAUCGACUGACAUGCGGGUUUGCCACUAUUAUUCCAAGUUCUUUAAUUUUGUACGUCUUCAUUUUAAAGUCCUUAAGCUCAUGUUGUUAAUGGUAUUUUCCUAAUGUUUUACUUUAUCAUGUAUAUAAAAUUCUUACUUUAAAGUCUUAAAUUCCACUUUCUGAUAUUGAGGUUCUAUAAGUAGUCUUAAUGGGUGUACAUAUAAUAGUUACCCAGUAAGUUACAUGAAUAAGUUGACAUGGUGGUUUACACCUGUAUUUCCAGCAUUUUGGGAAACCAAGGCAGGAGGAUCACUUGAGCCCAAGAAUUGGAGACCAGCCUGGGAAACGUGGCAAAUCCUGUUUCUACAAAAAAAUACAAAAAUUAGCCAAGUGUGAUGUUGUGUGCCUGUAGUCCCAGCUACUCAGGAGGUUGAGGUGAGAGGACCACUUGAGCCCAGGAGAUGGAGGCUACAGUGAGCCAUGACCACGUUACUGCACUGCAGCCUGGGGGACAGAGUGAGACCCUGUCUUAUUCUCCUAUGAGACUCUUAAUGGGUGGUUUACUUUCAUUUUUUCAUUACUUUUAAAAAAAUUUCUUAGUUAUUGGUUCUCAUGUUUUUAUUCUCACACCAUAAAUAUUGUAAGUUGUUUAUUUCUUAUGAUUGUCAAUAUCUCUCUGAAUCUAAUGAGACAAAUCACAAAGUAAUUUUAAACAAGGAAAGUUUAAUAUAAAGAAUUAUGAAGCUAUGAUAUGUUAGUAACUAUAAAAGUGUAAAGAGAACUAUAACAAACAUACUAGGCCUGAAGGAGGAGAAUAUUUAAGGAAGGAACAGCUUGGAAGAGGGUCCUUCCCCAAAGUCGGAGUUCAGACCUUGUUAGAGAAGGUAUAGUCUGCUGGGGCCAGAGUUGGUCUGAUGUUGCUAGGUAAGCAGGAAACAAUCUUCUGGGGUCACAGUCAAGCUGAGGCUCCUGGAUGGGCUUGCAAAGGUAGUUACAGUGCCAUUGACUGGUGGCAUAUUCUAGAACAUGAACUGUUGUGUUGGGAGAGCCUCAGAAAGAUGAUCAAGACAGGGAUCCAAUGGACAAAAGGAUGGAAAUGGGAAAAUUGGAAGGGGUUGAUGGUAUUGGGUGGACCAGAAAUAAGCUGGGACAUUUUGAAUGAGUUUUGAGAAAAGAAAGUGCAAUAUUUUUCUCUCUCUUCUAGUCUUCAUGUAUUUAAAAUACAUGUAAAUGUAAAUGUUUUUUCCAUUAAUAUCUUUUCAUCUUGAUUGCUUUAACUGAAGCUUUUAUUAUCUCUAUUCUAAGGGAGUGUAUAAUUCUCCUAAUUUAUCUUGCCUUCAGAAUCCUCCUCUCCCAAUCUAGUGUCAUUUUUAUAAAACAAAGUCUGAUAUGAUACUUACUGCUUUAAAAUGUCUUAGUGAUCCCCCACUGCAGAAUAAUGUGACUUUGAAGGGUCAUAUCUCUGCCUAUAUUCUGUUAGUUUCUUUUCAUCCCACUGUCCCAUAGUCAUCCUAGGAACCUUAUUCAAUUUUCCGAAGAUUUUCAAGCAUCAUUUUCUUCUUUGCAUAUUUUGUCCUUCUCUUCUCCCUUAACUUUGCAUCUGGAAAUAUCUAUCAGUCUUCUAAAACUUAUAUGCCACCUAGGGUUUCUUUGUUUGCCCAAACCUUCCUCACUGCUAACUGACCAUUUUCACUUUGAACAUGCUUUCAUUUGUUUAUGUAUCUCUCAUCCCGCUUUGUACUGAGUUUUGUUUUCUAUUCAUUUCUUUUGUCUUGGAAUUUACACAGCACAUAGUGGGUGCUUAAUAAAUGUUUGUUAUCUGAACAAAUAAACCUGCAUUCUUGGCUUUGAUAUUCUUUUACUCAGAUAAGAUGAGCGUCUACCCUAACUUAAAAAGAUAGGGAUCAGAAUGAUACAUACAAGAGAGUUAUUUGGGCCCUGUGUUUUAUGCCUGUAAAAGAAAUAAAGCCUUAUUUCUGUAAUUUCUUCAUUUUCCUAAUGUUUAGAUAUUUCUGCAUGAUAGAUAAAGCAAGUUAGAGAUAAGGAAAGUAAGGUGAAAAUGAGCCGACUGCUUAAAUGAAUGAUGGAGUUGGAAUAAAAACCACUUCAUUUUGGAUUGUCUUCCUUUGUCCUCACUACUAUUACAAGAUCACUUAGAUAAAUAUUUAUUUAUUGAGCCCCUACUAUGUAACAAACAUUGUGUUAGACCUGUGCUUCUAAGUUUUUCCCACCUCUAGGAUUCUCUGAUUAAUUAGUAAGAUUUAAGUCUCAAACAAAACUUACUUCAUAAAAUUGUUCUAAAGUAGGUGAUUGUGUUACAUAUUUGGCGUUACUAUAAAAUUACUAUAAAAUUAACACAUAUUAAAGUACAAUAAAAUCCCUGAAGGCACCAAAAAUGUAUCUUGGGUGUGCAUAUGUACAUAUAUGUAAAUAUUUAUAAUUUUAAUAAUUUGUGCAUAACUAUAAUAAGGGGGAUGAUGCCCCCUGUUUGAACUCCUGUCCCUGGAAACAUUCAUCAUUCUAAUUCCUAAGAAGCACUUAAAAUUAUAGUACAAGGAGAUAAUACCAUCUCUGGCCAAGUUUACUUUCUGGCCUAGAUGAGCCUUUUGCAGUCAGUUGACUCUGCUUUUCUGUAGCAUUAAGGAAAGUUGGUUUAUAAAAAGUUUUAGCAUAAAGGUUAAUGCCCUGAUUUAUUUUCAAAAGUGGUUAGCUAUAGUUGAUGCAGAUAGCCACUAGAAUGUUUUCAUAUAAACAUCUUCCAUUUUAAAAUGUUAAUAAAAUAUACCUUAAUUAUUCAGUUGCAUUAGAUACAUGUUAUUCAGUAAUAUACCUGAACCAGAGGCUUAGGGAUUUCAGAUGUUCAGUUUUUCAAGGAAUACAAAAUAUGCUCAUUUGUUCAAGGAAUACAAAAUAUGCAUGUUUUAAAAUGCAGUACAUCAUGCUUCUGGCCCAGUGUUUACCCAUGUAAUUUUGUGAUUCCAUAGCUAAAAUAAAACAGCUGAAAGAGAACCCUUAUGUUAUCAAGCACUAUGUCAUACCUUGCUGAGUUUGCAAAAAUGUAAAACACACUAUGUAACUUUUAUCUUCAGGAAGUUUAUAUAUAACCUAGUAAAUAAGAUUCAAUACACAUAAAACCUUUAAUGUACAAUUAAGUGAUAAAGUAUUAAGACUAUAAGUGUUCUGGGAGUUAAAUAAUUUUAAAACAGAUUUUAGAGAUAAUCUAAUUAAAUAUCUCAUUUUAUUGAUGAGGAAACAAAAGUUUGGACUAGCUGUUUAAAUCAAAAGUCUGCCCAGAGUUACACUACUGGAUAAUGUCAUAACCAGACUAAGAACCCAGGUUUCCUGACUUUGACCUGGUACUCUUUCCAUUUGUAAAUACCCAUAAGUCUGUGUGGAAUGGGCUUGAUUUGAGGCAUAUAGAAGAAAUGAGACAUUACUGGUAGGUGGUGGUGAGAAGAGCUGUUCCAUAAUGGAAGGAACAAAAGGAAGCUUAGAAGAUCUGGCACAGAGCAUAGGGAGUGGCCUAAUAAGAGUAGAAGGUACACAGUAGGAAUUAAUUUCAGUUAGUAACCUGGGCCUGGAUUGAAGAGGUCCUUGCAAAUCAGGUAGUUUUUUAUGGAGUAGGCACCUCAAUGCUUUUGUAGAUUUCUUGAGCAGAAUGACUUGAUAAAAAUUAUAUUGGUUUUAUCAACUUUGAAAGUCAGUAUGAUGGUAACCAUGAAGGAUUGAAGUAAUAUUGAGGGAGGAAAAUAGUAUUAAUGACUAGUGAAAGAAGUUUUAUCGAUCUCACAUGGUUUCUGUAAGACCAAUAGAUGUAUUCAUUACUAUAAUAACACGUAGAAAAAGGACAGACAUUUCUAUGUGGUCCUUAGUUCUCUCUUUUUUUAAUCCAGCAUGUCAGUCCUUUUAUAUUUGCCCCCAAUUAUGUAUUUACAUUUUCUUUAUUUUUCUUAACUAUGUAUCUGACCUUUAUUUUCUUUUUUCUGAAGGUUUUGAUUAAAAUGAGCUUUACAAUAUGUUGAAUUGAUUUGGUCUUCUUUUUCUUAUGAUCCUCUUAUUCAGUGACUAUUUUCUUCAAAUAUUUGUUUCCAUGACUUUUGUUACUUUUAUAGACAUAUUUUUAGUAGGUGCAAUUUCCUCUCUACCCAGCCUUUCUGGGUUGAUAAUAUUGGUUUACAUUGACUCCUAGGGUACAAUCUCAUCAAUUAUGUAGGUGUAGAGUUAAGAUAUAAUGACCACCAAGCCGAAAAAAGCAACAUCAACUUUUACUGCAGUAGCAGUGGAGUUGUUAUUUACCAAAAGAAAGCAGAUUCAGCAGAGAUCUGUUGGAAUGCCCAUGUUAUGCCCUAUUAAUCUAAAACAGUUACAUGAUAAUUCUCUAAGGUUGAGCUGUUUUUAAUAAUAUGUAUGAAAAAACAUUUUAUGGGCUUUUAGCCAGAAGAGUUUAUAUAUAAAGAUACAUUGUUAAAUUCUUGAAUCUUGGAGGCAAUGUGAUAUAAUCGACAUUGGGGCUCUGAAAUCAGCUUUGAAUUCUGACUUGUUAACUUAUUAACUUUGUGACUGUGGGCAAGUUACUUGACCUCUCUGGGCCUUAACUUUUUGCAGUUGAGAAUAAUAUAACUUCCUGACAAGAAUUUUAAAAGAAUAGAAGGCAGUUAUACAAAAUGUCUGAUAAAAGUUUUGGCACAUACAGGUUUCUUCCCAAAGAUGAAAAAGUCCUACUGCUAAGUAUAGAAAGGGAGAUACAAGUAAAGUUUCUUCAUUAUUUGUUAGAGUUUUGUGCCCAUAGCUCCUUACAUUGUCUUAACUUAUGUGAUCUACAGUGAUCUAAACUAGGAUGUGUAGUCUUAAGAAAGCAUAGAAUUUUUACUUUUUUGUUCGGCUUGAACAAAAAUGGUCAGUUGUGCUCUGAGGUCCUAGGUGUCUUCUAGAUAUAAGCAAGUGGGAAGGACAAGGACAAGAGGCAUUUAACAAAACCUCAGGUCCUACUUCUAGCAGAGCAGCUGUACUUUUCUGUUUUACCAUUUGUAUUUCGUGUAAGAUACUGAUUAAACAAAGGGGUCUGUGUAUUACAAAAAGGCUUGAAAAACCAAAAGCAGGGUCAAGCAUUCUAUUUCUUGGUUUACCUUUUUCUCGGAUUCCACCCUGCUUUUUCUCCUUGGUAUUUUAAAAUUUGUGGGAAUGGGUGGAGUUAGGAUGGGGUAGGGAGGAAUUGCAUUCUGUCUUAUUGCAUGGAUUUCUCAGAGAACACAACAUAACAAAAGGACAAUGGUCCUAUGCAAAGAGGGCAUUCCUGGUGGAAAAAUUCCUUGACCUCCUUAGCUCUCGUGUUGAGCUCUACCCACAAAGAACCAUGUUUGGAGCCUUCAUUACAGAUUUUCCAACUGUGAAAUAACAAAUCCAGACAUCUUGCCUCUGAUUACUUCCUCCUAUCUGACUACAUUAAGAUCUCUUUAUUAGACCCUUACUAUUUGCAUUAUCUUAUCUAUCAUAGACUCCAAUCACUUUACUCUCAUUUCAGUGUCUGCAAAAUCUUUUCCCAUUAGUCAUCUUUAUAUCAACCGACAAGUAUUAUGACCCUGGAUAAAUCUUACCUGACUUUACUGCCAUCAAGCACUUUUGGAGAAAAUAACACAUUGGGUUAAUGAUUACCUAUAAUUUCCUGAGGUGUGGGUUCCACCCUUUUUAAUCAUCUGAGGAAUUUUUCUUUCCUCCACCUUCUUCUCCCUGUAGGCUUUUCACUGUCAACAUUUAAACAUGUACAAAUAAAUCCAAGAAUCAAAUGAAAGUAACAAAUUAAUCAACUUGUUGUUUCAGCUGCAACUCCCUUUCUCCCCCCACCAUCAAAUUUUUUAAACGAAUUGUUUAUUUUCAUGGUCUUUAGCCCAUUUCAGGAUAGCUUCUGCUCCCAUAAUCCAAACUGCUUUUGUAAAUUUGUUUCACUUCCCUACUUAGUACUUAACAGCUUUCUCAUUACCUUCUGAUAGUCUCAUAUCCCUGACGUUAUAUUUACACAAUUCUAUCUCUCCUUUCUAACUAUAAACACUUUUUUAAAUUUCAUGAAUAUAGUUAAUAAUCUUCUUCUCUGGGUUU